AUGGCUGGUAAAGGGAAAACCCUUGGUUCCAUUAUUGAAAAAAACAGCAAGGCCGGUGUCCAAUUUCCAGUUGGUCGUAUCGACCGGUUCCUCAAAGAUGGAAAGUAUGCCAAACGUGUCGGUCUCGGAGCUCCGGUCUUCCUUGCUGCUGUGCUUGAGUACCUUGCAAUUGAGGUGCUUGGAUUGGCUGAAAACAAGGCGAGGAAUAACAAAAAGACGAGGAUCAUUCCAAGGCACAUUCAGUUGGCUGAGCCAGAAUUUAUAACAUCUCCAAGCAAUUUGCUGAGUUCAUCAUCAUUCCUUACAACCAACUGA
Solanum dulcamara is the source of this 315-nucleotide messenger RNA. RefSeq lists its product as uncharacterized. The transcript has 3 exons. Lineage: Eukaryota; Viridiplantae; Streptophyta; Magnoliopsida; Solanales; Solanaceae. The coding region runs from base 1 to 315 and encodes 104 amino acids. The record is from RefSeq and is a predicted model, not a curated record. Gene Ontology annotation, molecular function: structural constituent of chromatin; protein heterodimerization activity; DNA binding. Gene Ontology annotation, cellular component: nucleosome.